Molecule: messenger RNA, 467 nt
Organism: Myzus persicae (green peach aphid)
Lineage: Eukaryota; Metazoa; Arthropoda; Insecta; Hemiptera; Aphididae
Exons: 2
Coding region: 115-369 (84 amino acids)
Biological process (GO): mitochondrial electron transport, cytochrome c to oxygen
Source: RefSeq, a predicted model, not a curated record
GUUACAGACAAUUUUCAAUUUUCUUUACUCCGUUCAGUUCGGCGGAUCUACCUUUAACGUGAAGUAAAAAAGUCGAAUUCGAGGUCGGAAAAUCAUCCAUUAAAAACAGACAUAAUGUCGAUCCGCAAAAUAUUGGUAGCAACUAAGCCAAUGGCUAGAAGUAUCCAUGGAAGCAAACCUCUGUGUGAAGAUGCUCGUUUGAAAAAUUUAAAGGAAUGGCAAACAUUAUUCCAAAAACCUGAUGGUGUACCGGUUUACCUGAAACGUGGAAUGACCGAUCGCCUUUUGGUUGGUUUCAUAGUCAUUGGUACUUUUGCCGGACUUGCAAACUCAUUCAAGUACUUGUACGAAGAAGUAAUUAAACCAUGAAUAAUGAACAUGUAGAUUUCAGUUAGUUUUGUAAUUAUUAUAAUAAUACAGUGAAAAAAUGUUAUAACUUAUAAUAAAUCAUGUAUUAUUAAUUAAAA